AUGAAUCUAUUGACUUUUGCAGGUGAACCUCUUCCUUGUCCGGUCGGGGAUGAAGGUAUCAUUACGCUCGUCACUUUUCUAUGUGGAUCCCAAGCAAGAGGUACAGUACGACUCGCAUCCAAGAAUCCGUCAAGUGCACCAAUUAUCGACCAUGGCUUUCUCGAAAAUGAUCUCGAUGUAGCUGUACUUGCUGAGGGUUGUCGGAUUGGUCAUGAAGUGCUGAUGAAAGGUCGAGGAACGAAAGAUAUCAUGGUUGGUCCAUGGCCGAAAACAGCAUCCCAUCCAAACGAUCUGGCUGGUUGGAAGCAGCAUGUACGAGCUUUCGCCAACACCUGUUAUCAUCCAGGUGGUACAUGUAAAAUGGCACCUGACACCGAUUCUAUGGGGGUAGUGGACCAUCGGCUUCGCGUAAGAAAUAUUGAGGCCUUACGAGUGGCAGAUGUAUCCAUAAUGCCUUUACUAAACAAUGGACAUACACAAGCUCCUGCAUACGCUGUUGGUGAAAAAGUAGCACACAUGAUUUUGGAAGAUGCUGCCCUCGCAAACUAA
Molecule: messenger RNA, 549 nt
Organism: Rotaria socialis
Lineage: Eukaryota; Metazoa; Rotifera; Eurotatoria; Philodinida; Philodinidae
Source: the annotation of a GenBank genome assembly